Prosopis cineraria is the source of this 2763-nucleotide messenger RNA. Its product is annotated as probable disease resistance protein At4g33300. The transcript is spliced from 5 exons. NCBI's taxonomy places the organism in Eukaryota, Viridiplantae, Streptophyta, Magnoliopsida, Fabales, Fabaceae. Gene Ontology annotation, molecular function: ADP binding. The record is from RefSeq and is a predicted model, not a curated record. The coding region runs from base 81 to 2552 and encodes 823 amino acids. Gene Ontology annotation, biological process: defense response to fungus.
GAUAUGAUUUAUAUGUAAAAGGAAAGAGGAGAGGAGGGUGGAAGCGGAGGCCGAAGAAGCCGCGGGGCCAUUGGAAGAGAAUGGCGGUGACGGACUUCUUCGCGGGCGAAAUAGCCACGGAACUUAUGAAACUGCUCGUAGACAUUUCUCGCAAGUCACUUUUGUGCAAAUCAAGUGCGGACCAGCUCCACAACUACAUCAACCAACUCCUCCCCAUCAUUGAAGAAAUCAAAUACUCCGGCGUCGAGCUCUCCGCCGUCCGCCAAUCCCAGCUCGAUCGCAUCUCCGAGAUGCUCCGUUCUGGCGUCGAGCUCUCCCACAAGGUUCUCUCCUCCAGCCGCUGGAACGUCUACAAGAACUUGCAGCUCGCCAAGAAGAUGGAGAAGCUCGAGAAGAACGUCUCCAGGUUCCUUAAAGGUCCCAUGCAGGCUCAUAUCUUGGCCGAUGUCCACCACACCCGCUUCGAGAUGGCCGAGCGCUUUGAUAGGUUGGAGGCCUCCAACCGCCGCCUCGAGCAGUACUUCGGAGCCAUCAAGAUUGGAGUUGGGGGUGGAGGGUGGGUGGAGCAGGCCGUCAGAAGUAUGGAAGAGGAUGAGAGAGUGGACGGUAAUUCUGGGAGCUUUAGAAUUGGUUUGGAUUUGGGGAAGAAGAAAGUUAAGGAAUUGGUUGUUGGGAGACAGGAUUUGCCCGUUGUUGGGAUUCGAGGCAUCGGAGGAUCGGGCAAGACCACUCUUGCUAGAGAGAUCUACAGAGAUGAUCAUGUUCGAUGUUAUUUCCAGAGAAUCUUGUUCCUGACAGUGUCACAGUCUCCAAACGUGGAGCUGCUGAGAGCCAAAAUAUGGGGAUUUAUUAUGGGCAAUGAACAUUUGAAUCCUAAUCAUGUGACUCCACAGCGGAAGCCGCAAUUUGAAUGCAGAACUGAAACGCGAAUCCUGAUAGUUCUGGAUGAUGUGUGGUCGCUCUCUGUUCUAGAACAGCUUGUCUGGAGAAUACCUGGUUGUAAAUUCCUGGUGGUCUCAAGAUUCAACUUUCCCACAUUUUUUUCUGCAAGCUACGAAGUUGAGCUGUUGAGCGAAGAGGAUGCCCUAUCUCUGUUCUGUCACCAUGCCUUUGGACAGAAGUCAAUCCCUUUAGCUGCAAAUGGGAAUUUGGUCAAGCAGGUAGUGACCGAGUGUGGAAGACUUCCAUUAGCCCUUAAAGUCAUUGGAGCUUCCUUGCGGGAUCAGUCUGAGAUGUUUUGGGCAGGUGUCAAAAACAGGCUAUCCCAAGGCCAGAGCAUAGGCGAAUCAUAUGAAAUCAAUCUAAUUGAAAGAAUGGCAAUCAGCAUCAAUUACCUACCCGUGAAAAUCAAGGAUUGCUUCCUGGAUCUGUGUUCUUUUCCAGAAGACAAGAAGAUUCCUCUCGAAGUACUCGUCAAUAUGUGGGUUGAAAUUCAUGAUAUUGAUGAAACCGAAGCUUUUGCUAUAGUCGUUGAGCUCUCAAACAAGAAUCUUCUCACCUUGGUGCAAGAGGCACGUUCCGGAGGUAUGUAUAGCAGUUGUUUUGAAAUCUAUGUCACUCAACACGAUGUAUUGAGAGACGUAGCUCUUAAUUUGAGCAGUCGCGAGAGCAUUAAUGAGCGCAGGCGGUUAGUCAUGCCAAAAAGGGUGAACGGAGUCCCUAAAGAAUGGUCCAGAUAUAAAGAUCGACCAUUUGAGGCUCAGAUUGUUUCCAUUCACACUGGUGAAAUGAAAGAAGCGGAUUGGUUUAGAAUGGAAUUUCCCAAGGCCGAAGUGCUGAUCAUCAACUUCUCCUCCAGUGAAUUCUUCUUGCCGCCCUUCAUCGAUAGAAUGCCAAAUUUGAGGGCAUUGAUAUUGAUAAAUUACAGUGCAUCAUAUGCUUCCAUUCACAAUUUUCGUGUUUUUGAGAAUCUGGCUCCUUUGAGGAGCCUCUGGCUUGAAAAAGUUUCAAUCCCUCAGUUUUCAGAUUUUCCCCUAGUAAGCUUGCGCAAAUUAUUUGUAGUCCUCUGCAAGAUAAAUGACAACGUGGAUGGGGGAAUGACAGAUUUGUCUAAGGUCUUCCCGAACCUCUCAGAGCUCACACUUGAUCACUGUGAUAACUUAACUGAGCUUCCCCCAAGUAUUUGCAAGAUGGAAUCACUUCAGAAUCUAAGCCUCACCAACUGCCACAAUCUAGUCAAACUUCCUGAUGAACUGGGAAAGCUGCGAUCUCUAGAGAUCCUGCGAUUAUAUGCUUGUCCAGCUCUGGAAACGCUUCCUCCGAGUAUCGGCCAGCUGAUAAGACUCAAGUACAUAGACAUAUCUCAAUGUGUUAAUCUCGGACGGAUUCCAGUGGAGAUAGGAAAACUAGUAAAUUUGGAGAAGAUGGACAUGAGGGAGUGCUCUUCGAUUAGGGUUUUACCAAAGUCUGCAACGUCAUUGAAGUCACUGCGCCUUGUGAUUUGUGAUGACGAGGUGUCAGGGAUGUGGAGAGAUGUGGAGAAGGCUAGGCCAGACGUUUGCAUUCAAGUAUCAGAACAGUCUUAUGACCUGGAUUGGCUUAAUGAAAAAUGAAGCUGUGAAGGAACUGUGUAGCCUUGUUCCUUGUAAAUGUUUGUAAUCUGUCCAUAGCCUACUUUUGAUAUUGCAAUUAACUUCGCCAAGAAAUUUACCAGCUUGGCCUAGCAGUAGCGAAGUCUGUUUUUAUCAAAAGUCUGAAAUACCAUGACCUGCACCUAUCGUUCACUCUUUUACUAAAAAGCUGACUAUUGAUAGUUGUUUUUUA